Molecule: messenger RNA, 1017 nt
Organism: Closterium sp. Yama58-4
Lineage: Eukaryota; Viridiplantae; Streptophyta; Zygnematophyceae; Desmidiales; Closteriaceae
Source: the annotation of a GenBank genome assembly
AUGUCGGAUAUGUGGGCGAUGUCGCUGCCCGUGCACGUGGUCACGGACGCCACCCAGCUCCCGCCCGAGCUGCUUCACCCACCCGUGCCGCCCGCCCCGCCGCUCGUGAUCGGAUUUGACUGCGAGGGGAUCGACCUGGCGCGGCACGGGCAGCUGUGCGUAAUGCAGCUGGCGCUGCCCGGCGCCAUCUACCUGGUGGACGUGGUGGAGGGGGGCGCGGCGCUGGUGCGCGCAUGCACGCCCGCGCUGGAGAGCGCGCACGUCAUCAAGGCCAUCCAUGACUGCAAGCGCGAUGGCGAGGCGCUGUUCUUCCAGUUUGGGGUGCGCCUGCAGGGCAUCUUCGACACGCAGCUGGCGCAUGCGAUGAUAGAGGAGGUGCGGGGCGUGGCGGACGUGCAGUCCGACCAGAUCUCCUUCGUCCACCUCGCCAGCAUGCCGCAGUACUGCGGUGUGGCAUAUGAUGAGAAGGAGGAGGUGCGCCAGCUCAUGAGACAGGACCCGACGUUCUGGAAGCACAGGCCGUGGACGGCAGUGAUGCUGCGCGCGGCGGCGGACGACGUGCGGUUGCUGCCCGCCAUCCACCGCCGCAUGCACGCGCUGCUGCUCCAAGCCCCCAACGGCGCCACCAGGCUGCGCCAGCUCGCCGUGCAGAGCGAGCUGCACGCGCGCUGCUUCUGCCUCGGCGCGCAUCACUGGCCCGCUCCCACGCCCUGGCCCCACCCGCAUGUGGCGGAGAACUGUAGCAGCGCGGGCACGAGCAGCGGCGUGGAAGCAGGAGGAGAAGGCGGGCAGGCGGAAGCGGUGGAGGAGAUUCUGUCAGUGGUGGAUGUGCCGCAGGGGCUCAUGGGGCUGGUCAUUGGCAGGAAGGGCAUGACCAUCCGCUCCAUCAAGGAGUCUUGCAAAGCGCACAUUGUGCUGGGAGGACAGAAGGGCCCUCCAGACAAGGUGUUCAUCAUCGGGCCGGUGAGGGAGGUGCGCAAGGCAGAGGCCAUCAUCCGCGGCAAGGUGGCGCGCUGA